AAAAGAUGUUCUAUAUAUCCCAUCAUUGAUUGCAUUAUUAGGAGAAAAAGUAUAUUUUCAUCUACCAGAGGAACCAAGUAAGCUGCAUUGAGCUUCUCUUGCAAUCGACCAAAGGGAACCAACUUGGUCCUUCUAACAUACGGCAGGUGCAAAUUUAACUCACUUCCUUUUUUGUUCUUGUUUUUUCCACUUUAUAUUCAUUUGUAGCACAUUUCCAUUUUCUUGAAGCUUUUAGUUUCUUAUAUUUCACAGUACGUUCGUCGUACGAAAUUGGAAUUAAGCAAUAUUGGCUAUGCGAAUGUUUUUUUACUUUCAAUGGAACUUUGGUUUGUCUGUGUGUGUUUUGACUGAAAGCAUGAGAAAUUUAGAAAGGAGGAUAAUAUCUAGUACUAUCUAUGAUUUUAGUAAUAAUAUAGCUAAAUCACUGCUUGAUUAGUAAUAUAGCUUAAUUCUACAACCAUUUUCCAUAUAACAGUUUUCAAGUUAUAUUCAAAACUGCUUUUGAAUUUUCUAAGAAGUGGCAUGAAUCGAGGACCAACUGAGUUUUGCAUGAAUUUGGAGGGAUCCAAAAGAAUUUUAAAGGCAUCCGGGAUGGGAUUUAUGUGAGUUGCCUAGAGUUCUGGAUGUGUAUAUAUAAGCGCAAAUUAAGGGUUGGUUUGAUCUUAAGCAUCCAUUUGUUUGAUUUGGAAUAGAUUCUGUGAUGUUUCGUACAUAUUUUUUUACAAUCAGAAGGAACAACACAGAUCAGGAGGCAAAUGGAAGGAAAUCAGGAUCCAUUUGACAUAGAAAACCAACACAUUCCAUUAGCAACUUGCAUGAGAGAUGAAUUGAAUAAGUUGUCUCCCCAGCCGCCUAUGGUCUGUUGCAUUUAUAGGGUUCCUGAUCGACUACGACGCGUAAAUGAAAAGGUCUACACACCUCAAGUAGUCUCUAUAGGCCCAUUUCACCAUGGCAAGGAAAGCUUAAAAGCCAUGGAAGAACACAAAAAAAGGUACCUGCAAGGUUUUUUAACGCGGACCAGGGUAAGCUUGGAGGAGUAUGUAAAGAAAAUAAAGUACCACGAAGCAAAGCUGCGUAGUUGUUACGAAGAAAGCACAAAGUUUAACAGUGAUGAAUUCGUAAGAAUCAUUCUUGUGGAUGCCGCCUUCAUCAUUGAACUCUUAUUGAGAUGUUGCCGUCAACAUUUCAAUAUCAUUGGAUUGGAAAAUGACGAAAAUGACCGCAUAUUAAACAAACCAUGGUUGAUACAUUAUAUAGCGCCUGACAUGCAAUUGCUUGAAAAUCAACUGCCAUUUUUCAUUCUUGAAGAUCUUUUUGACCCUGACAUAAUUACAGUCUCUUCUAACAGUAAGAAGCUUUCAAUGAUUAAUCUCUCUUACGAGUUCUUGACAAUGACACUGGAAUUAGAGGGGGCAGAAGACAGUUUGCAGAGGAUUUCUUCUUCUAGUAGUAAUCCUAAAGUUGAACAUUUUCUUGAUUUUAUAAGAACUUUACAUCUUACAAAAUUGGAGGAAACAGAUCAAAGUAAUGAAGGGCGAAGCAAAAAUUUUAUGACUACACACUGCAUUACAAAACUACACCAGGCUGGGGUCAAGUUUAAGUUGGCAUCAAGCAGAAACUUAUUCGAUAUAAAAUUCGACGAUGGGAUUCUAGUAAUUCCAAAACUAAAAAUAAGCGAUCACACGGAGCUCACACUCCGAAACCUCAUUGCCUUUGAACAGUGCCAUUGCCAAAACAAUUACAUAAGCGAUUAUGUUUCACUCAUGGAUAACUUCGUGAACACCGAAAAGGAUGUGGAGUACCUUCUGAAGGAUGGGAUUGUCGAACAUAUGCUUGGUGAUGACAAUAAGGUGUGCACUCUGAUUAACAACCUCGGAAGAGGAGUUGUUUUGCAUCGUGAAGGCUACCACUUUGCUACUCUUUCUGAGAGCCUCAAUAGCUACUGCAGAGAGCCUUGGCACAAAUGGAAGGCAAAUUUGAGGCAAAAUUAUUUCAAUACACCUUGGGCAACUAUUUCUGUCAUUGCAGCUGUUUUCCUCCUAAUACUGACUUGCGUUCAAGCAGUGUGCUCUAUUAUUUCUGUUAUGCCUUCUAAGAACCAGAAGUAGUAGUCUCUCCUUAGUUCACCAUUUUCUCCCUACUGGUCCUUCUUUUUCCUUUCUGUAUCAUCUGUUAGUAAACUAAGUGUAAUGAGUGAUUAAAGCAAUUAAUAUUCUUGUUUUA
Prunus avium (sweet cherry) is the source of this 2223-nucleotide messenger RNA. Lineage: Eukaryota; Viridiplantae; Streptophyta; Magnoliopsida; Rosales; Rosaceae. The record is from RefSeq and is a predicted model, not a curated record.